AUCACUAAUAUAGAAAAAAAAAUAAUCCACUAUAAUUAAAAAAUCAAUUGAUAUUAUUUACCAUCAAUUGUCACUAAAAAAUAUUUAUAAAUAAUUGAUUAAAUUAAUUAAACAAAAAAAUUAUGGAAAAUAAAAAUGAUUUAAUAAAUUGUCUUGAUGAAAAAAUACAAAGUGGAUGGUACAUGAUUGACAAGCUUGAAAAAAUCCAAAUGAAAUGUAAUGGUAUUGACAAAUUAUCAAGAAAAAUAACCCAAGAAAUUAGAUUUUUAGAAAAAGUAAAAUCAUCUGGUGAUGUCAAAAAAGAAUAUCUACUAAGUACAAAUUUAAUUCAUCUUAAUGCAAUGGUAGACAGAUUGCUAACAGCAAAUGAACCAGUUGAUGUUAUGAAGCCAUUUAAAACACCAACAUCAAGACUUCAAGUUGACAUUGUUUGUGAUAAAGGUUCAUCAUGGAUAAAAGUAAUUGCAAGAAAUGCCCAAGCAUUGACAUUGAUAUCACUUGGUAAUAGUGAAUAUGGACAAAAAUCAGUUAUUGAUCAAGCUAAAACAUAUCUUGCUAUUGCCAAAGUUCAUCCACAUCGUUACAAGUCACCAAAUGUUAUAUUUCAUUUUGCAUGUGGUAUUGAAACAAUUUUAGCAAAUGAAUUGGAAAAAAUUGGUGUUUCAGUUGAAGGACAACGAGUUGAUUCUGAUGACACAUCUAGAGCUGAUGAGUCCAGUCGAACAAAUAAUUCAUCAACAAAAGACACAAAAGAAAUCAAAGUUUUAAAUCUGGAUGUAUCAACUUUACUUGCUUUUGUAAGUAACAUGACAAAUGGACAUGCAAAUUAUAUAUUUCCACAGCCAUUGUUAACACUUCAAGCUGAAUGGGAACGAUGUCGUCCAGUUAAACCAAUUCUUGAUAAAUUAUUUGAUAAAAAAAAAUUAAUUGUUUGUCGUACAGCUUAUGAAAAUUUUAAAAAUAUUAUUGACAUUAUUGGUGGAGUGGAUGAAAUUAAAAGAACAAAUGAAUUGAUGAGUAAAGUGGAAAUUGUUGAUGAUGCUGUUGAUGGAAGAAUAUUGGAAUUAGAAUAUCGUGGUAAAAUUAAAAAUAGAUCAAGAUUAGUAUUUGCAACUGGUGAGAGUACAAAAAGUAUAACUGUAUCAGCUAAUGAAGGAUUUGUCAGGGCAGCUAGAAUGCAGGGUAUUGAGUGUACAGUAUUUUUACAUGAACCAAGAUCAUUGUCACAAAAAAAAGAAAAUGAAGCCAAAAAAAUAACAGACUCAUGACUAAUAAUAAUAAAUUUUUUUUAAAUG
This is a messenger RNA of Aphidius gifuensis, 1295 nucleotides long. RefSeq names its product UPF0415 protein C7orf25 homolog. NCBI's taxonomy places the organism in Eukaryota, Metazoa, Arthropoda, Insecta, Hymenoptera, Braconidae. The coding region runs from base 123 to 1268 and encodes 381 amino acids. The record is from RefSeq and is a predicted model, not a curated record. The transcript has 4 exons.